Prorocentrum cordatum is the source of this 1662-nucleotide messenger RNA. Lineage: Eukaryota; Dinophyceae; Prorocentrales; Prorocentraceae. The record is from the annotation of a GenBank genome assembly.
CAACAAUAACCACCAACAGCCCGUAGCCAUUUUGGCUCAAGAGGUGUUUUCGGCUGCCCCAACAGCUGCCCGACAUCACACGUCGGUCCGCCCCACCAGACGCUUUAUGACUGCGGCGCUGACAGCCGAGCUGGGCCCCGAGUUCGUCUCCGAACCGCCAGACCAGACUCCGGCGUUGACAGCCGAGCUGCAGCCGCUCGCCGCGAGGCGCUCGCUGCACGAGGCACCUUCGGCAGUCAACGGCCCAGAGGCCAGUGACGCUUCCCCGCUGCGACUCGCCGUCGAGGCCAAGACCGAGGGUCCGGCCGGGCCGAGCAUCGCGGCGCGCCUGUGGGCUGCCAAUGAGGACGUGAGCAGGUCGCAGCCAAUCUACUCUUGGGUGGUCAUGGCGCUCACGUAUCUCGAGCUCGCUAUGUCCAUGGCAUGGUUCGGGUGUCCGGCUUGGACCACCCACCCCGUGAUCACGAUCUUGCCCUUCGUGGCGUUCAAGGCGUGUAUUGGAGCGUGCGCGCACGGGGACCCAUGGGCGGCGUGGCGCGAGCCGGUGCGCCUCUUCUUCCCGGAGCCGAGCUCCGCGCUGAGACUGCGCAGAUUGCCCGUCGGCGGGCGCCCGAUGCUCCUGGCGUGGCUGCCUGUUCUCCGCUUGCUUGAGGUGAUCUGUGCUAUCGUAUUCUUCGUGGUGGCAGUCAGCUUACAUCUUGGAGAACGGAUCAAUGACCCCUUCAUCCCGCUGGUGUAUCUUCAGAACGAAAGCGAUGUUAUCCCAAACGCGUUGGCUACGUGCGACCGACUGGGGGUGCCCCCUUUCAUGCCCUGCCAGCAGCUCGACCUCGUGACGUUUGAGCAGUGCACGCAGCUGGCAGGUGGGUGGCUGCUUCGCGGGCAGUGCAGCCAGGCAUAUCAGAGAGAAGAUCCAGAAUACACGACGAUUUCUUUUCAAAACGCUUUCUUCUUGUUCGUUCUACUGGUGUGCUGGAUCGCGCUCGCCUGCCUGGCAGGCACGUGCCGAUGCGCGUGCUUCUGCUGCCCAGCCCAAGACGACGAGGCCCUGGAGCGCGUGCUGCAGCGCGCGAAGGAGAUCGACCCGCAGUUCGCGUCGCCGGAGGACCGGCGCGAGGACGGGCCCAUCGAGGAGGGAACAUUCCGGAUCAUCUACGAAGCGAUCAUGUUCGCGAUGGGCUUGAUGAUUCUUGAUUUGUACAGCGUCUACGCGUACGUCACCACCCAGAACUUCAGAUUCGCCGCCGUCACUUUCCUCGUGUAUCUGAAGGCGCUUUUCAAUUUCUACAAGGUGGUAGGACCAAAGCAAUUCCUCGAUGAGACGAGGAAGUCCAUCGAGCGCGGAUUUCGCACCGACAAGUUCCUCGUGCUCAUGCACCACGAUACCACCUCCCAGGCUGUGAUGCUGCUGAUGAUCCAAUACUACAGCCUCGCCUUUUCAAUGUACGACCCCAUGAAAUUGGUCACGGUGGGUGUUAGCACAUUGCUGUCAAUGCGCAGCGUCGUGCGCGGCGUGUACACUAGCAUACACUUAGGCGUAGAUUUCACAGCCUAGGUAGUGGGUAGUGGGUAGCCCUCCGUGGAAUGUUCCCGAGCCCGCCAGGGCGAACAGCAAGAUGCAUUGCUCCUUUAUCCGCCGCAGGUUUGCUCUUUGGGGGGGAG